Messenger RNA from Musa acuminata subsp. malaccensis (wild Malaysian banana), 2227 nucleotides. RefSeq names its product alpha-L-arabinofuranosidase 1. Lineage: Eukaryota; Viridiplantae; Streptophyta; Magnoliopsida; Zingiberales; Musaceae. Gene Ontology annotation, cellular component: membrane. Gene Ontology annotation, molecular function: channel activity; alpha-L-arabinofuranosidase activity. The record is from RefSeq and is a predicted model, not a curated record. Gene Ontology annotation, biological process: transmembrane transport; L-arabinose metabolic process.
GGUCGGGUAAACGAUAUUAAUCGCGGGCGCCCUCUCGUCUUCUUCCCUCAGUAUCACAUCCACUCAACCACUUCCAACUCCUUUCGGAUUCCUUGAUCGGAAUUCCGCAGCGAGAAUGGGUCUCCGAGGCACGCUAUGCGCUCUGGUUUUGGUGUCGAUUUCAUGUUGGUGUUCUGCUUCCGGGAUCAAAGCUAACCAGACGGCGACGUUGCUCGUUGAUGCUUCACCGGGAAUGGGACGGAUGAUGCCCCAGAACAUGUUCGGCGUCUUCUUCGAGGAGAUCAACCAUGCUGGAGCAGGUGGACUAUGGGCGGAGCUUAUAAGUAAUAGAGGUUUUGAAGAUGGAGGUCCCAAUACUCCUUCGAACAUAUAUCCAUGGUCCAUAAUCGGGAAUGAAACAAACAUUAUUGUAUCAACUGAUCGAACAUCUUGUUUCAGCCGCAAUAAGGUUGCACUUCGAAUGGAAGUACUAUGUGACAAUAACGGAUCCAAUAUUUGUCCAGCAGGAGGUGUUGGUGUAUACAACCCUGGUUUCUGGGGCAUGAAUAUUCAGCAAGGGAAGGCCUAUAAGAUUGCCCUUCAUGUGAGGACUUCGGAGUCGAUGACCUUAUAUCUUUCACUGACAAGUUCAGAUGGCUCGCUAAACCUGGCUACUGCUACAAUUGAAUCUGAUACUUUAGAGAAGACAGACUGGACCAAGGUUGAGCUUCAGGUUGAAUCUAGUGGAACAAAUGUAAAUGCAAGAUUUCAACUGACAACCACUACAAAAGGUGUGAUAUGGUUGGAUCAAGUUUCUGUGAUGCCCUUGGACACAUAUAAGGGGCAUGGUUUCAGGAUGGAGCUUGCUUCGAUGCUAGCAGAUCUGAAACCUCGAUUCCUCAGAUUUCCAGGUGGCUCUUAUGUUGAAGGAGAAUGGUUAAUGAAUGCAUUUCGAUGGAGAGAAACCAUUGGUCCUUGGGAAGAGAGACCUGGGCAUUUCAAUGAUGUUUGGAAGUAUUGGACUGAUGAUGGACUUGGAUUUUAUGAGUUCCUUCAACUAGCAGAAGACAUUGGUGCUCUCCCACUGUGGGUGGUCAAUACUGGAAUAAGCCACAACGACCAAGUUAAUCCCUCAAGCAUAUCAGCUUUUGUAAAGGAUACGCUUGAUGCUAUUGAGUUUGCUAGAGGUGAUUCUGGAUCUAAAUGGGGCUCUAUUCGAGCAUCAAUGGGACAUCCGGAACCCUUUCAACUGUACUAUGUUGCCCUUGGGAAUCAGGAUUGUUCUAAGAGAAACUAUAAAGGAAAUUACUUGAAGUUCUAUUCCGCCAUUAAAGAUGCCUAUCCGGAUAUUCAAGUUAUAUCAAACUGUGAUGGGUCUUCUGGCCCUUUAGAUCAUCCUGCUGAUCUAUUUGACUUUCAUGUUUAUACAUCUGCGAACAACAUGUUUUCCAUGGCUCACCAAUUUGAUCGCACAUCACGUAGUGGCCCCAAGGCCUUUGUUAGUGAGUAUGCUGUGACUGGAAAAGAUGCUGGCAAAGGUAGCUUUUUAGCAGCUCUGGCUCAAGCUGGUUUUCUUAUUGGGUUGGAGAGAAACAGUGACAUUGUUGAGAUGGCAAGCAAUGCACCACUUUUUGUCAAUGACAAUGAUCGAAGGUGGAGUCCAGAUGCAAUUGUCUUUAACUCGUGGCAGCAAUAUGGAACACCGAGCUACUGGAUGCAGCACUUCUUCAAGGAAUCAAGUGGUUCAACUAUUCAUCCUUCUGUCUUACAAGCUAGUUCCACCAAAUCGUUGAUGGCAUCUGCAAUUACUUGGCAGAAAUCUGAAGAUGGCAACAAGUACCUUAAAAUAAAGAUAGUCAACUGUGGCAGUGACCUUGUGAAUCUAAAGAUCUCUGUCACUGGACUAGAGAAUGAUGUUUGCUCAUGUGUAUCUAAGAAGACUGUGCUCUCAGGUGGAUUGACAGAUGAGAAUUCAUUCAGGGAACCAAAAAAGGUGUUUCCAGUUAGCAGCAAGCUUCCAAAUGCAGGGAGUAACAUGGAUGUUGUGAUUACCCCAUAUUCCCUCAACGCAUUCGAUCUGUUUCUUGCUCCACCAGCAUCCUACAGCUCUUCAAUGUAAUUAGAGUUGUGGCAUGUAAUAAUGGUUUAAUUCGUGUGUAAUGUGACCUUAUCCGAUUGAUGAAAUAUGCAUACUUAUUGAUCAAUGUAAAUCGUAUUUAGCAAUGAAUGCUAAGCACAACAGCAUGUA